AUACGGUAACGAGAUCUGUAUUCAAUUCUCGCUCAAUCUGAUAUUUCGGUAGAAUGACAAAUUUUGUAUUCGGUGACGAGAUCUGUAUUCAAUUGUUGAUAUUUUUGUCGAAGCGCGGAUUCUGUAUUCGACUCUAGCUUUGCUCAAUUAUAGUACAAUGAUGACUACUUAAACCAAGACCACUGGUUAGUUAUACAGUACUAUUUACUUUACCAAAGAGUUAGAUAACAAACACAAAGCUCCAAUCUUUGCUCAUCUAUUUCCACGCUCAAGACCCAUAAUUAUUAUCAGUUUUAAAGAAUAAUGAGCACUGAAUUCAUGAUUCUGUCUCUUCUACUUGCACUUCAAAUAUUUAUAGUAGUAUGUAUGACCACAGCCUCAGCCUCCUCAGCUCCUGAACCAACUACUAAGAACUCUACAGAAUCAUGUCCCAUAGAUUUUGGUUAUGUUUCAAGAGUGCCAUGGCCAAUCUCUGAUUGUAAAGAAGUUCCAAACACAUCUCAAAGUACCAACAGAAGCCAGUGCUGUCAAACACUCCUCAGUCUUUUUGGAAUAGGCAUUGCUCAACAUCUCAAAAGAACUUCUUUUUUUCAGCUACCAAAUUUGCCCAUUUCAGUUUCAUGCAUCUCUGAUUUUCAGUCAAGGUUGAGUUCUUUGACUCUUCCCCAUGAUCUUACAUCUUCUUGCAUGGACCCUGGUCAGUUCAUCCUUAAGCCCAACAUUUGUGCUUCGAUUCAGUCCACGAAAGACUGGAGGGCCAAGCUGGGAUCAUCAACUGCACUUGACACAGCUUGCAAGCCAGACCUCACUCAGCUCACUGCAUGUGAUGCAUGCGUGGCAGCCGGAUUACGUGUUCAGGCUGAUCUGGUGGCAGUUGAUGGUAAUAGAUCUCAUACUACUGAGUGUUUUUACUUUACAGUUUUAUAUGCUGCUGGUGUAGUCAAUAAAUUUGGACCUGAGAGUAAAGGGACUGCUGCUUGUAUAUUUGGCCUUUCUGUCGAAAAAGAUUCCAAGGGAAAGAGCCGUGUACCUUUGAUUUUAGGCCUGGCUGGAGGGUGGGCUGCAGUUUUGAUCAUAGCUUUGCCAUUAGGACUGUACUUCUGGUUUGAAAGGAAGAAGAGAAUAGAGAUGGCUAGAAGGUGUGCUAUGGAUGAUAAUGGGGAAUCAGGGUCUAGACCACGAGUCCGGCCUAAUACUGGUUCCAUAUGGUACAAAAUUCAUGAGCUUGAAGUAGCUACUGAUAAGUUUUCGGCAAAGAAUUUUAUUGGCAGGGGUGGUUUUGGAAUGGUCUAUAAAGGAAUAUUGUCUGAUGGAAGUGUUGUUGCUGUUAAGAAGGUUCUUGACUCGGAUUUUCAAGGAAAUGCAGAGUUCUGUAAUGAAGUUGAGAUAAUUAGUAACUUGAAGCAUCGGAACCUUGUGCCACUUAGAGGUUGUUGUGUGACAGGUGACGACAAGGAUGAUGAUGAGAAGGAGGAAGACAGGUACCUUAUCUACGAUUACAUGCCUAAUGGAAAUCUUGAAGAUCAUUUGUUUCCUUCUCAGAGUGGAAAUGGAAAGAAUCCAUUGUCAUGGCCUCAAAGGAAAAGCAUUAUCUUGGAUGUAGCAAAGGGCCUAGAAUAUCUUCACUACGGUGUUAAACCAGCUAUCUAUCAUAGAGACAUCAAGGCCACGAAUAUACUUCUAGAUGCAGGAAUGAGGGCAAGAGUUGCAGAUUUUGGUUUAGCAAAACAAAACAGAGAAGGUCAGUCUCAUUUGACUACUAGAGUGGCAGGCACACAUGGGUACUUAGCCCCAGAAUACGCCCUCUACGGACAGUUGACAGAGAAGAGUGAUGUUUAUAGCUUUGGAGUGGUUCUGCUGGAGAUUAUGUGUGGGAGAAAAGCACUUGAUCUAUCUUCCACCGGGUCACCUCGUUCAUUCUUGAUCACGGAUUGGGCAUGGUCACUUGUGAAAGCUGGAAAAUUAGAUCAGGUUCUAGAUGCUACUUUACUGAGAGAUGAAGAUCCAGAGAGUGCAAAUCCAAAGGGGAUAAUGGAAAGGUUCAUACUUGUCGGGAUAUUGUGUGCUCAUGUUAUGGUGGCUUUCAGGCCUACAAUCGUAGAGGCACUAAAAAUGCUUGAAGGAGAUAUUGAGGUUCCUGCAAUAUCAGAUAGGCCAAUGCCCAUUGCUCAUCCUUCACAUUAUCGCGAUGGAAACACUUUCAGCAUAUCUCCAGCAGUGAGUAGGCUGCAGCUAAAUAGCGGAGACUUGCUCAGAUAACUUAAGAACCAUCCCCCCUCCAGCUGACAAGUAACUGCAAGAUAGUAUAGGAAUUCUGUAAUUCCACAUAUGCUCAAUCGUAUCCAACAGAUCAUUCGUUUUUAGUUUGUAGUACAUAAUAUUGUCAAUCUGGAACAAAUGCAUGUCAGAUUUUGAUAAUCGCGUUCUGUAUACUAGUUUUAAUCUACUUUUUUGUAGCUUUUGUCUAUUGUUUUGUACUUAAGUAUAGCAGCAAGCUUGCAAAUCUGCUUGCUGCUGUAAUGCCUUCUCGAAUUUUUAGUGGCAUCAUCCUGCAAAUAAUAUACCUGUUGUUAUGUGCG
Molecule: messenger RNA, 2579 nt
Organism: Daucus carota subsp. sativus
Lineage: Eukaryota; Viridiplantae; Streptophyta; Magnoliopsida; Apiales; Apiaceae
Product: probable receptor-like protein kinase At1g11050
Exons: 1
Coding region: 304-2259 (651 amino acids)
Biological process (GO): protein phosphorylation
Molecular function (GO): protein kinase activity; ATP binding
Source: RefSeq, a predicted model, not a curated record